Messenger RNA from Jatropha curcas, 3820 nucleotides. Lineage: Eukaryota; Viridiplantae; Streptophyta; Magnoliopsida; Malpighiales; Euphorbiaceae. The record is from RefSeq and is a predicted model, not a curated record.
GGAAAGAGAGAGAACUGAGAGAAAGUGAGAGAAAAUCAUCCCAAAAGCUCCAUUUUCUUUCUUUCUCUCCUCUCUCUCUGUAACACAAACCUUCUUUCCUUGUCUAUCUAUACUUUCAGAUAGAUCUCAAUACACCUAUAUAUCUUUUUCUCUGUUUAUGAGAGUACAUAUAUUGAUUAAUAGAUAGAUAUAUAGAUCUAUACAAAUCAUAUAUACAUAUACUCAAUUUCUUAAGCUUGAAAUGGGAUAUAUUUGAACAGGGAUUUCUGAAACAGGAUUUUUGGAAUUUAGAGGGUGAGUUUUGUUUUGUUUGAGAAGAUGACAACAGAGCAAGAUUUGCCUUUCUCUGUUGUUUCUCUUGUAGAGGAAGUUCUUCAACAACAUGGGAAUAAACUAAGAGAGAUUGAUUUGGCUUCAAGAAAAGCUGAUGAAGCUUCCCUUAGAAGAUAUGAAGCAGCUGGGUGGCUUCGAAAAAUGGUUGGAGUUGUUGCAGGUAAAGAUUUGCCUGCAGAGCCCUCAGAAGAAGAUUUCAGGCUUGGAUUGCGAAGUGGGAUAAUUUUGUGCAAUGUUCUUAACAAGGUCCAACCUGGAGCAGUCCCAAAGGUUGUGGAAGGCCCUUGUGAUUCUGCUGGCGUUCCUGAUGGGGCAGCUCUAUCAGCAUUUCAGUACUUUGAAAAUGUGAGAAACUUCCUUGUUGCUGCGGAGGAAAUGGGACUUCCAGCCUUUGAAGCCUCUGAUCUGGGACAGGCAGGAAAAUCUGCUAGGGUUGUGAACUGUGUUUUAGCACUUAAGUCAUACAGUGAGUGGAAACAAAGUGGUGGAGUUGGGACAUGGAAAUAUAGUGGAAGUUUGAAACCUUCAAAUAGUGGGGUUGGGAGACCUUUCAUGAGAAAAAUUACAGAACAUUUCAUGAAUUCAGUUUCACAGACCUCAUCAUCAGGUAGUUUGUCCAGUGGUGAUCAGUCCUCUCAUGAUGAUCUUGGCCAUGACCUCAAUGAAACAUAUGCUUCUCGUUCCUUGCAUAUGUUAGUUCGCGGAGUUCUUGCCAAUAAGAAGCAAGAAGAAAUACCAAACAUUGUAGAAUCUAUGUUGUAUAAAGUCACGGAGGAGUUUGAGCGCCGGUUAGUGAGUCAACAAGAACUGAUAAAAACAGCAGCAAGAGAUAUGGUAGCAUCUAGCCCUGGCAUGACUUCUAGUGAUACAAAGAUGGAAGAAGAGGAAGAAGAAGCUUCACCAAUCAGAACAGAAGAAAGUUCUACUCCAACUGAAAUUGAAGAAGCUUCCUCACAAAUCACACGAGAUGAAUGUUGCAACCAUAUGGAUAAUCAUGACGAGGAAAAGAAAAUUCACCUUUUGAAACAGCAAAUGCUGUUUGAACAGCAGCAAAGAGAUAUUCAGGAGUUAAAAGAUACUCUUCAAGCUACAAAAGCAGGAAUGAAAUUUUUUCGGUUUAAGCAUCAGGAGGAGUUCAACAAUCUUGGGAAGCAUUUGCAAGGUCUAGCUCAUGCUGCUUCAGGAUAUCAGAGAGUCCUUGAAGAAAACCGCAAAUUAUACAAUCAAGUGCAGGACCUGAAAGGAAAUAUUAGGGUAUACUGUCGAGUCAGACCUUUCUUGCCUGGGCAACCAAACCGUUUCAGUACUGUGGAUCACAUAGAGGAAGGAAACAUUUCAAUAAUCACUCCUUCAAAAUAUGGCAAAGAGGGGCGGAAAUCAUUUAGUUUCAACAAAGUUUUUGGUCCUAUGGCAAGUCAAGAGGAAGUAUUUGCAGACACUCAACCUUUGAUUCGGUCAGUUCUUGAUGGCUAUAAUGUCUGUAUAUUUGCAUAUGGACAAACAGGAUCUGGGAAAACUUAUACUAUGACUGGUCCUAAAGAACUCACAGAAGAGAGCCUAGGAGUAAACUACAGGGCAUUGAGCGAUCUGUUUCUUCUCUCAGAUCAAAGAAAGGAAAUUAUUUGCUAUGAAAUCUCUGUCCAAAUGCUAGAGAUCUACAAUGAGCAAGUGAGGGAUCUCCUUGCUACUGAUAGCAUUAAUAGAAGAUUAGAAAUUCGCAACAGUUCUCAGAAUGGGAUCAAUGUACCUGAUGCAAACUUAGUACAAGUAUCAUCAACUGGUGAUGUCCUAAAUUUGAUGAACAUUGGCCAGAGGAAUCGUUCAGUGAGUGCUACAGCAAUGAACGACCGGAGUAGUCGAUCUCAUAGCUGCCUGACAGUUCAUGUUCUAGGAAGAAACCUCACGUCCGGAACUGUGCUCCGUGGUUCUAUGCAUCUGGUUGAUUUAGCAGGAAGUGAACGAGUCGACAAAUCAGAGGUCACUGGAGAUAGAUUAAAGGAAGCACAGCAUAUCAACAAAUCUCUUUCUGCUUUAGGAGAUGUGAUUUCUUCUCUUGCUCAGAAAAGUUCUCAUGUUCCAUAUAGAAACAGUAAACUCACACAACUACUCCAAGAUUCACUUGGAGGGCAAGCAAAGACACUUAUGUUUGUCCACAUAAGUCCUGAGCAUGAAGCUCUUGGAGAAACGCUUAGCACACUAAAAUUUGCUGAACGGGUCGCCACAGUUGAGCUUGGUGCUGCUCGAGUUAAUAAAGAUAGUGGUGAAGUGAAGGAGCUAAAAGAGCAGAUUGCUAGUCUUAAAGCAGCCUUAGCUAGGAAGGAUGGAGAUUCUGAAUGUUCGCAACAAUCUCGAUCCAGCACCCCAGAAAGAUAUAGAAUGAAACUGGGUAGACAUUCUGGUUCUCAACACAGUUGGCAUGGAGAUAGUAGUCGCAGGCAAUCAAUGGAUAGUGCCGGUAAUACAGAGGAUGGGAGCGACUCUUCAUCUCACCUAAGAGGACGAAGCUUGGAUCUCCAAGAUUUGCAAAUGAAUUCGCCUACCUGGCCAGCUGUUUGCGGUCUUGCACAGAAUGGAAAGGAGGAUGAUAAAGAAUCAGCUUCUGGUGAUUGGGUUGAUAAGAUUAUGGUGAAUAGGCAUGACAAUGUAAGUUCAGAUGAAAACCUUCUAGGACAAUGGGAACUAGACAGUAGACAAUUGCCUGAGCCAUUCUACGAAGGCUAUAUUCGAGACCCUUCAAAGAUUUACCCAGAACAACCAUACAGUACUAAAUCUUCUCGGAUAAACAAUAAAGACAACCAAGAAUAUGAUGUACAGAGUCGUAGGUCCGAUGUUCUCUCUACUGAUGGUUCUGAAGAACUUGAAGCUGGUACAAGUGAUUCUUCUGAGCCUGACUUGCUAUGGCAAUCUAAUCUUCCUAGAAUGGGUAACCUUACCAAUGCAGUGGGACCUAAGCCAAAGAAAUCUAAUCUUAGGCCAGUGAAGAGACAAGAAACCAAGAGUUUAAUUCCAUCAUUAAUUCCUUCCCCAUCAAAAAAACCAAAUGUCAGUCCAGUCACAAACAAGCUUGGAAGACAGCUAGUUUAUGCUGAUGUGAAGAGGAGAACUGGCCAUGCAAAGUGAGAAGUCUACUACAAGGUACUGAGGGAGGUGGCUUUAUGAUUAUUCUUUUUUCUCUUUAUGUUUUUUAAAUUUUUGUGUAUGUAUGAUAAGUUGUAGAGAGAGAAAGAGAGAGAGAGAGAGAGAAAAGAAAGAAAGAGAGGUUUUCACACUUUCAACAGGCAAUAAUUUCAGUUGCCUAGGUUUUCUGUGGUGGUGAUCAUGAUAUAUGCAUGGAGUCCCAUCCCAUCUUGAUGAUUUCAAUUUGUCCAUAUAUAUGUAUGAGUGUUCAUCUUGUGAACUCUUUUCUUUUUUUGUAACAUUCUCAUUUGCACUUGUUAAAAGAGAACUGCAUUAUGUAUGGAAAAGAUCAAGAAAAAUUGCAUCAUCA